AUGAUACAUUCCAUGCACAGGACAUCACGAGGUUUCUCACGAGUUGUCAUUGCCCUCAUUGUAGGCGGCAUCACAUGGAAUGGGGCUACAUCCAUUGUCUACAGAUGCAGGCAGAAAGGGACCCAGAAACCUUACGCCGUCAAAAUGUUGAAGAAGACAGUAGACAAGAAAAUCGUCCGCACGGAAAUUGGAGUUCUUCUUCGCCUUUCACAUCCAAACAUUAUAAAACUGAAGGAGAUAUUUGAGACCCCUACAGAAAUCAGUCUUGUUCUGGAAUUGGUCACAGGUGGAGAACUAUUUGACAGGAUUGUGGAAAAGGGUUACUACAGUGAACGAGAUGCUGCUGAUGCUGUUAAACAAAUCCUGGAGGCGGUUGCUUACCUGCAUGCAAAUGGCAUUGUGCAUCGUGACUUGAAGCCAGAAAAUCUACUCUAUGCAACGCCAGCACCAGAUGCACCACUAAAAAUUGCUGACUUUGGACUUUCCAAGAUUGUGGAAGAUCAGGUGACCAUGAAGACAGUUUGUGGAACUCCAGGGUACUGUGCACCAGAGAUAUUACGGGGAUGUGCCUACGGCCCUGAGGUGGACAUGUGGUCGCUGGGGAUUAUCACCUACAUCCUACUUUGUGGCUUUGAACCAUUUUAUGAUGAAAGGGGAGAUCAGUACAUGUUUAAGAGAAUCUUGAACUGUGAAUAUGACUUUGUGUCCCCCUGGUGGGAUGACGUGUCUCUGAAUGCCAAGGAUUUAGUUAAAAAGUUGAUUGUUUUGGACCCCAAGAAACGCCUCACCACUCUACAGGCUUUGCAGCACCCAUGGGUCACAGGGAAGGCAGCAAACUUUGCACAUAUGGACAAUGCACAAAAGAAACUUCAAGAAUUCAAUGCCCGGCGUAAACUUAAGGCUGCAGUAAAAGCUGUGGUGGCAUCAACUCGCCUCGGCAGCGCCAGCAGUCACAGUGCGCACGACAGCAACAAGCCCAGCCGUAACCCGUCUCCUGUCCAUGACAGCAAACCCGAAGAGAAACCCACUCAGGAAGCUGAAGCAGCUCCAGAAGAAAUGUCUUAGGUCAACGUGCUUCCUUGUUUCAGCUGAGAUCUGUCAUUUCAUACACCAGCUAACUUGUCAUUCAGCAAGAGAGAUUCGUAAGCUUGGCCUCUCUGGUUCUGCUUUGGGGUGCCAAAUGCACUGGCUGGUGAUCCUACCUUCAAUGCAUGUGACUGCUUAUGAAAAUAGUAAACUGUUCCAUAAGGCAUGUCAUGGAAACAGUGUUAUUUGCAGUAAUACCGGCAGGUGAAAACAUGGGGAUGAAUAACUACCUACCAUAAUGCAUAUAUUUCAUAUACAUCUAUCCAGUGUUUCUAGAUGGCAUUUGAAACAAAAUACUAUUUAAUUUGUUUUUAUGGAAGUAAGCGUCUUCUGUAUGUUGUGAGUGUCUUUGAACUGCUUCCUUCCAGAUUCAUAGUUCUGCAGCAGAUGAAAUGGAAGGAAAUACCAAGCCAAUGCUUUUAAAACUCAUGUACGAAAUAAUGCUUUUUAUCUGUAAAAUUCAAAAAGUAUUUGGGGAUUUAUAUGCAAAAAA
This is a messenger RNA of Nipponia nippon (crested ibis), 1579 nucleotides long. NCBI's taxonomy places the organism in Eukaryota, Metazoa, Chordata, Aves, Pelecaniformes, Threskiornithidae. The record is from RefSeq and is a predicted model, not a curated record.